AUGGAACAAUCAGCAAAGGACGAGCUUGAGGCUGAUGGAUGGUUGCUGGGGCGAGGCGAACCAGAUGCCAGGCUAGACCCCUUUCCGCCAGGAAUUGAUGCUGUGAUCAUCGCGAAGCAGUAUGUACUACUAACUGUAGAAGACUGGCUAUGGCAAGAAACGGAAGAUCCACAUGAGAUGAGCCCAGUUGAUGGCGAUAUAGACCAGUAG
Molecule: messenger RNA, 210 nt
Organism: Penicillium antarcticum
Lineage: Eukaryota; Fungi; Ascomycota; Eurotiomycetes; Eurotiales; Aspergillaceae
Exons: 1
Coding region: 1-210 (69 amino acids)
Source: RefSeq, a predicted model, not a curated record